Molecule: messenger RNA, 1602 nt
Organism: Candida tropicalis MYA-3404
Lineage: Eukaryota; Fungi; Ascomycota; Pichiomycetes; Serinales; Debaryomycetaceae
Gene: RPN4
Product: stress-regulated transcription factor
Exons: 1
Coding region: 1-1602 (533 amino acids)
Source: RefSeq, a predicted model, not a curated record
AUGACUUCAUUGGCUAUCUUACCACAAUUAAAGAGAACUAUAACAGACAUCAUGGAUGAAGAAUUGUAUCAAUCUCCUUCAUCACCUACCGUCAACAAUAUUAACGGUAGUAAUUUUAACUCCAACAGCAACCUUACAGCUAAUGCAAGCAAUAAUAACAAUUUUAAUCAAACCAAUAGUCCCAACACAUUUUAUAAUGCCCCUUUUAAUAAUAACAGCCAACAAACAAAUUAUAACUACAACUCAUCAAGAAACUCAUUCAACUCAUCACCAAAUUUAACUACUACAUCUAAUUUACCUCCGCCUCCUCCAUCUACAAACUUCAAUUUAGGUAAUGUUCUAAAUAUACCUGACUCAUUUUUAGAACAAUUGGCAUCACAAGAAUAUAUUGAUCAUUUGAAAUCACAACAGCAACAACAACAACAACAAGUUAUGUUUGAUUCGGAUGAUUUUUUUGCUCAAGAUUUCACAUCUCAACAACCUCAACAAAUUAAUCCAUUCAACGAUUACGGUAACCCAAACUCAUUUAUCAGACCACUUCAACAACAACAGCAACAACAACAACAAGCUCAACAAGAUGCUAAUGCCAACGCGUCAUUACCACAAACAUUCCCAACUAGAAGAAGAAGAAAGAUUACUUUGUUGAAUGAAGGUAUUGACGGUGCAUCUUCUCAUAAAAAGAAGCAUUUUGACGAAGAAUACAUGUUGUACAAUCCAGACAUUUCUCCAGGUCAAAUCAUUAACCAAAAUGAGUUUGACUCAUCUUUGAUUAUUCCACCAAACAGUAAUGACUUGUUUUUAUCUGAACAAGAUCAAUCUAAUGCUGCUGCCAGUGAUUUGAUUAUUCCUGGUUACGAAAAUGAUUAUUUGUUUUUGGAUGAAGAUGAUGAACAAAUAGAAGAGGAUGUUUCUGAUGAUGAAGGUGACGAUAAUUACUUUCAAGUUGACGAAGAAUUUGACGACUUUAUGAUGACAAAUGGUAACUCCAACUUUGAUGAUUUCUCCAACUUUGAUAAUUACAACAAUGAUACCAUGAAUGGUGCCAUCAAACUUGAAGAAGAUGUACUGGAAUUUGAGCAACCAAGAGAAGUCUCUCCAUCUGCUAUUUCUUCCCAAGAUAAUGAUGAUAUGAUGGUUGAUGUUGAAGAAGAAGCUGUUGCUGAUAAACCAGAACCAGCUGUAACUCCAGCACCACCUGCGAAACACACAACCAAAAAGUCUAGUGGUAAGGAAGGUUCUAGUAAAUCCAGGAAACAUCAUUCUUCUCAUUCUAUUUCUGGUGCUGAAAUCACUGCUAAUAAUCCAAAUCAUCAAUGUAAUUUGAUCAAUCCAAGUACUGGUGAACCAUGUAACAAGCAAUUUUCUCGUCCAUAUGAUUUAAUUAGACAUCAAGAUACUAUUCAUGCAACCAUGAAGAAGAUUUUUAGAUGUGUUAUUUGUGAAGAUAGAUUACAUGGUGGUCCAGGUAAUUGUAAGGACAAAACAUUUUCAAGAGGUGAUGCAUUAUCUAGACAUAUUAAGAUAAAACAUGGUUUGGUUGGUCAAGAUGCUUUAGAUUUAAUCAACGAAGCCAAAGCUAAUGUUGAAUAUAUUCCAGUAUAA